UUACAGAGCAUGUUUGAAAGGCGACCGUAUGGUAUACCUGGUCAUUAAAGGGUUAAGGCUCUUACAAAAAUCUAUACCUAGUUGCUUCUUACUUGUAAAUUGGUAAUGUGCUCUAGUGGCCUGGGUAGUGGGUACAAAGGAUGUUCUGUAUGUGUAACAAUCGACAUGUGUUCUGUACAAUCAGUCUGAAGAUUUGAGAACCAGCCCAAAAUACCAUCUGAAUUAUGGAUUAUCCACCUGUGAGACGUGAUGAAUCAUUUGUUGAAGAGUUGCAUGGUGUAAAGGUGCCUGACCCCUACCGCUGGCUCGAGGAUGUGGACUCGGAAGAAACCAAGGCAUUUGUGGAGGCUCAGAAUGCCAUCACGGUUCCUUUCCUGGAAAAGUGCUCAGCCCGAGACAUCAUCAAGGAGAAACUCACAGCCAUGAAUGACCAUCCUAAAUACUCAUGUCCAUACAAACGAGGGAAAAGAUAUUUCUACUACAUGAAUAAAGGACUGGAAAACCAAAGUAUCCUGUACAUGCAAGACUCGCUGGAGGGGGAAGCCCAAGAGUACCUCAACCCCAACAAGCUCUCUGAAGAUGGCACCAUCUCCAUCGCUGGGUCGCGCUUCUCUGAAGAUGGCGAGACGCACGCAUACAUGCUCAGCAAGAGUGGCUCUGACUGGAAAACAGUGCAUUUGAAGAAUGUGAGCACCGGCGAAGACUAUCCAGAGGUCCUGGAAAAAGUCAAGUUCUCCGGGCUGGCGUGGACGCACGACAACAAGGGAAUCUUUUAUGGGUGCUAUCGAGACCAAGAGGGCAAGACGGACGGUUCAGAGACGACCAGCAACGAGAAUCAGAAGCUGUUCUACCACCGUGUGGGCACCUCACAGACUGAAGACGUUCUUGUUGUCGACUUCCCGGAAAAUCCCAAGUUCAGAAUAAGUGCCAGUGUAUCUGACUGCGGCAAGUACCUCAUCGUGAUGCCCAGGCAGGACUGUAAAGAUAACCUCAUUUAUUUUGCUGAGCUUCCCGACAACAUCACCGGCAAAAUCCAGCUUACGCCUGUUGUUGAUGAGCUCGAAGCGGAGUAUGAGUAUGUGAGCAACGACGGCAGCGUGUGCGUGUUCCGCACCAACAAAGACGCCCUCAACUACCAUCUCGUGAAGAUAGACCUUCUCGACGCCGCAAAGGACAAGUGGACCGUGCUGCUGCCGGAGAACAAGAAGGAUGUCUUGGACUGGGUGCAGCCCAUAGACAACGACAAGAUGCUCUGCUGCUACAUUCAGGACGUCAAAAGCGUGUUGCAACUGCGCUGGCUUGCCACUGGCGAUCUCAUCUGUAACCUUCCUCUUGAAAUUGGUACAAUUGAUGGCGUGUCAGGAGAACGAAAGCAAACUGAACUUUUCUACAAGUUUGCCUCUAAGCUUUCCCCCGGCAUCAUCUAUCAUCUCGACAUGACGGUGGAGCCUUAUAUUCCCAAGGUAUUCCGGGAGAUUAAGGUGAAGGGAUUGGAUACUUCCCUGUACGAGAUGCAACAGGUCUUCUACUCCAGUAAGGACGGCACCCGCAUCCCGAUGUUCCUCAUGCACAAGAAGGGCCUCGUAAAAGACGGCAGCAACCCUGCGCUUCUUUACGGCUAUGGCGGCUUUAACAUCAGCGUGCAGCCGUACUUCUCCUAUGGGCAGGUAUCAUUCAUGCAGCUGUUUGGAGGUGUGGUCGCCGUGCCUAACAUCAGAGGCGGCGGCGAGUACGGCGACGCAUGGCACAACGGAGGCCGGUUGCUCAAUAAACAAAACGUUUUUGAUGAUUUCCACGCGGCAGCUGAGUAUUUAGUGAAGGAAGGCUACACGAGCAGCCGACUCCUCACGUCUCAGGGUGGCAGCAAUGGUGGCUUACUGGUGGCCGCCUGCGCCAACCAGCGCCCAGAGCUCUAUGGGGCCGUGAUAUCUCAAGUUGGCGUGAUGGACUUGCUACGCUUCCACAAGUUCACCAUCGGCUACGCCUGGUGCUCCGACUACGGCAACCCCGAGGAAGAGAAGCACUUCCGGAAUCUCAUCAAGUUCUCGCCCUACCACAACGUCCGCGUACCAAGCAGCGGAGUGUUCCCGGCGACGCUACUGCUCACUGCGGAUCACGACGACCGUGUGGUGCCGCUUCAUUCUUUUAAGCUUAUCAGUGAACUGCAGCACAAACUGGGCAAGCAGCCCAAUCCUCUCCUCAUCAGAAUUGAUACCAAGGCCGGUCAUGGAGGCGGUAAACCUACCAUGAAAGUGAUCGAGGAAAGCACGGACAUUUUUUGCUUUGAGAUGAACUGCCUGCAGCUCAAGCUUGUCGAGUAACUGCUUCACCGUCGAAUUUUGCAAUAUAACUGCAUUGUAUGUUUUUACAAUAUUGAUAUUAAAUUCAAAGUGACCAA
Molecule: messenger RNA, 2398 nt
Organism: Hyalella azteca
Lineage: Eukaryota; Metazoa; Arthropoda; Malacostraca; Amphipoda; Hyalellidae
Product: prolyl endopeptidase
Exons: 14
Coding region: 225-2321 (698 amino acids)
Biological process (GO): proteolysis
Cellular component (GO): cytosol
Molecular function (GO): serine-type endopeptidase activity; oligopeptidase activity
Source: RefSeq, a predicted model, not a curated record